Molecule: messenger RNA, 1051 nt
Organism: Cydia amplana
Lineage: Eukaryota; Metazoa; Arthropoda; Insecta; Lepidoptera; Tortricidae
Product: putative divalent cation/proton antiporter TMEM165
Exons: 6
Coding region: 180-983 (267 amino acids)
Biological process (GO): calcium ion transmembrane transport; Golgi calcium ion transport; manganese ion transmembrane transport
Cellular component (GO): Golgi apparatus
Molecular function (GO): manganese ion transmembrane transporter activity; calcium ion transmembrane transporter activity
Source: RefSeq, a predicted model, not a curated record
CAUGUCAAUUUAGGAAACGCGAUGUGUUCCUGAAAAUGUGUGUUUUCAUGUGAUAUCCAGUUAUUACUUUUAUAUUAAUAAUCAAGGAAUGUGACAAUAGUAUAGUCGUGAUAGAAAUAUAGUAUUAUUGAUCUAACAAGUGAUCUGAAGAGUAGGUAGAGUGAAGAUAAGUGAUCAUCAUGGUGCGAAGACGGUCAUAUAUUUUGGGCGCCAUGGCGUUUGCGGUGACGUGGGCAAUAGCCGCGGGCAGCGAUGCACAGGGAAUGUCAUCAACAGCUGCUACAGAGCGCGCGGCAACCACCGGGAGCUUCUGGCAGGGCUUCCUCGCCUCCUUAUCCGUCGUCAUAGUCUCCGAGCUCGGCGACAAAACCUUCUUCAUCGCAGCCAUCAUGGCCAUGAAGCACCCUCGCAUCAUCGUCUUCGCCGGCGCCAUAUCUGCCCUCGUCUUCAUGACAAUCCUGUCUGCCGCUUUCGGCUGGAUAGCGACGUACAUACCGAGGAUAUACACGUAUUAUAUCAGUGCGGCGUUGUUCGCCAUAUUUGGUAUCAAGAUGCUGAGGGAUGGAUGGAAGAUGGAUCCGAAUGAGGGUCAGGAGGAGUUGGAGGAGGUGCAGAGUGAAUUGAAGAAGAGGGAGGAUCAGGACGAAAAAGAGGAGACCUUAGACAUGCUAGAACAGGGUCAAGCAGAGAGCCGACGGCGGAAACGAAACGCCGUUAUUAAGGUGCUUCUACAAGCCGCGACCCUCACGUUUCUCGCCGAGUGGGGCGACCGGUCGCAGCUGGCGACAGUCGUGCUAGCGACGCGCGAGAACGCGGUCGGGGUCGUGGUCGGCGGCUCGCUGGGGCACGCGCUGUGUACCGGCCUGGCGGUCAUAGGAGGCAGAAUGGUGGCGCAGAAGAUUAGCGUUAGGACUGUGACAAUAAUCGGUGGCCUAGUGUUCCUGUUCUUCGCCGUGAGCGCGCUGUUCAUAGGCCCCGACUAAUAUAGACAAUUCUUACGUGUAAGUGACAAUAUGUAAUGUAUGUUGUAUAGUUCCUUUGUGCACUUAAU